AUGGAACCGAUUCCAGAAGAAGAUCAUGAUUCAGUCGAUGUUAUGCAUAGUGAUAAUGUGGUUAAGCAUGAACGAAAAACUCGACUUACCGAAGUUUAUACGUCCGAACAAGUUGAUACUUUAGUCAGUACCGUACCUGAAUCCGCUGUACCUGAUUCGUGGAAAUUAGCCAACGAUGAAAUUAAUUUAGACCCAAGUAUGUCGUCCACUUAUAUAACUGAAGCUGUAGCCGGGCCAACAAGUUCACGUGGUUCCACUUAUAGUUAUACAUAUGAAUCACAUUUCGAUGAGACACCGGCAGAAGAAAUUAAACAUUAUGAUCAACAAAUGACUAAUGGAGAUGUCGAACGUCGUUCUAUGCAGACACAAAAGGUAGUUGAAGUAUCUCUGGGGAUGCUGUUUUCAGCGACUUGUCAAUUUUAUGCGGAUCUUGGCUCGAACCAUAACAUGAUAACUCGAGUUACUAAAGUAACAACAACAAGAUCAGUUCGGCAAAUGCCAAUUAAUCGGUUUGAUAAUGAAAUUUACUUUAAUGCUGAGGGGAGUCCUGUACCUGCCAAUGAAGCAUCAACAUCUUUUUAUGAAAAUGUUAACUAUAAGGAAUCUGAUUAUUUGGAUUCUGGAAUGAAUUUGCCUGAUAAUGAUCAGUUAUCAUCCAAGAUGCACAAAAAUUUGUAUGAUAUACCUCCUCCGGCACCAAGUUCUCAUUAUGGUUCUCGAGUAACUUCAUCCUUAUUACAUCAUGAUAAACUUAAUUGUCCUGGCAUGCCACAUGUGCAUAGACUGGAUUCUGGUGAAGUUGAAAUUUCGUGGGCACCUCCGGAAAAAGUUGGCCUUGAUGAACCUAUGAUGGGAUACCAGGUCGAAGUUCGGCAAAUUGGCACUUUAAAAUGGCGUAUUGUCGAAGAGAGAUUGUUUAAGGAGACUCGCUGUCGAAUAUCGGGUUUGGAUCCAAUGAUGGAAUACGAAUUUCGUGUACAGGCAGUAGAUUCAGCAGGCUAUUGUCAACCAUCUCUUCCAUCCGCAGUUGGUAAAUUGAAAUCAUCCAUAAAUAAAUGGGAAGGAGCAGCUCCAAGCAAGCCUUACAUAACUUUUAUGGAUACGGAUCGAGUUUUAUUAGAGUGGGAUCCAGCUGUGACCGAUCCAAAUUGUGCUCCGAUUGCAGGUUAUGAGGUAGAAUAUCGCGCUACCGGCAGUACUGAUUGGAUGCAGUCGAAUAAUUUUCUGAUAACUGAUUGCAAUUACGAAGUUCAAAAUUUGCGUCCAUAUGGUGAAUAUGAAUUUCGAGUAGUAGCACGAAAUGUAGAUGGUUUGUCUCAGCCAGGUUUAUCAUCUGGAAUCAUUCGAAUACGACCAACAGUUCCAUCUCGCAUGACUUCAUCACAGAGUAGAGUCGAUAUUAUUCCUCCGGGCCAGCCUCAGGUUAUUGAGCUUGAUGUGGAUUGGGUAAAAUUACAUUGGGCUGAAGCAAUGUGUAAUGAUAUUCCACCUGCUUCAUAUAUCGUCGAAUUUCGGGAAAUUGGUGAUCCUUUGUGGUACACUGCAAAUGCAACCGUCUGUGACACCACAUAUUUGGUAGAACGUUUGCGUCCUAAUUCGACUUUUGAAUUUCGUGUAAUUGCGCGAAUGCGUGAUGGUAGUGUUUCGAAACCUUCGAUUGUAUCUGAUGUAAUACAGUUGAGGCCUUCAAUGAGACUAGGAUUAUUACACAGUGCACCAUCUAAACCCCAACCGCCUGAAUAUGUAGAUUUCGAAGGCAACGAUCGUGUUACUCUUUGUUGGUAUCCAGCAGUUAGUUCGCUGCCAAUUUUGGUAUGUUUUGGUAUUUUAUUAUAUGAUUUUAAAUAA
This is a messenger RNA of Dracunculus medinensis (Guinea worm), 1848 nucleotides long. NCBI's taxonomy places the organism in Eukaryota, Metazoa, Nematoda, Chromadorea, Rhabditida, Dracunculidae. The record is from the annotation of a GenBank genome assembly.